Molecule: messenger RNA, 1773 nt
Organism: Cordyceps militaris CM01
Lineage: Eukaryota; Fungi; Ascomycota; Sordariomycetes; Hypocreales; Cordycipitaceae
Exons: 1
Coding region: 1-1773 (590 amino acids)
Source: RefSeq, a predicted model, not a curated record
AUGUCGACAGAGACUUUGAGCCAGUCGCCCGAGACCGCCUCACCUGUCCGGCAUGCGAAGCAAAACGCCGCGGGCGCCAAAGUCAAGAGAUUCAAAUUUACAGGCCUCGAAGUGCAGCGAUACUUCCACGGCCAGGACCCGUAUCUCACGCGGCCAAGCGGUGCCGCCUCUGGGACCCGCGAGCCGGGUCAGCCACAGAGCAACAACAUUCUCACGCUCCUGUGCCACAACUCGGAGCUCGCCGUCGAGAUUGGGAAGCACCUGAGCCCUGCCGACAUCGCGACGCUGUACAGCACGAGCCGAGCCUUCCACGACGCCGUCAACAAGUACAUGUUUGCCAGCGUCAGCGCCUGGGUCGCGCACAAAGCGCCCGAAGCCGGCAAGAUCUUCGACUUUCGCCUCUACAAGCGCCAUCUCGUGGCCGACCCGGCCGGCCGCACCUGGGGCUACCAGUACGAAACGGCAGAAGACGCGGCGCGCGGCGGCGGCGCCGACGCACCGCCCUCCCGCGGUGGUGCGGGCCAGACCAUCGACGCCGCCACGGCGGACGAGGUGCGCGCCAUCCCCGGCAUCAAGUACCUCCAGCUUGUCGUCGGACGCGACCGGUACUGCCGGGAGAUCCGGGCGAUGCUGGCGCGGCACGGGCACCGCACGCCGGCGUCGAUGCACGCGACGCUGCUCAAGCUGUGGCUGUGCCUCGACAUCCCGACGGGCGCGCAGCGCGCAGCGCUCCUGCGCAACCGGGCGGUGUGGGCCGACGGGGACCUGUACAACGCGCAGCUGCUCUUCGUCAAGCUCGGGAUGCACUUCAACGACCCCGUGUACGGGCCCAACACGUACGAGCUGCUGCACCUGAUGCUGGGCCAGCGGGGGCUGUACCCGCUGUGGCAGCUGCUCGCGCGGAAGCGCUUCACGCGGCUGCGCGAGGUGCUCGCGCUCAAGGUGCGCUACGACUUCCCGGCGGCGCCGUCGCCGUCGGACCCGCGCGUGCGCGGCGCAUACCACUGGAGCGUCGAGUAUUUCGGGAGCGGCAUGCAGGGGGUGCCGUACGGCGAGGUCGGCCGCGGCCACCUCGAGGGCUGGGGCGCCGGCGGCGUCCGGCACCUCCCGCGGCCGGACGAGCUGGUGCCCGUGGAGGCGGUGGCGCGCGGGCUCGAGCUCGACGCGCACCUGGUGGGCAUGAUGAUGUGGGGACACGUCGACUGGGCGACGGGCGAGAACCUGGUGCCGACCGAGGAGGAGAUGCACGUCGAGGACGAGGCGGCGCUGCUGGGGGCCGCGGACACGAGCAGUCACUGGCGGCCGCGCCACGCGCGCAAGAAGCGGUUCGCGGAGCUGCCCCCGGCGGAGCGCCGGCGGAUCCUCGACGAGGACGAGGACGAGCGCCUGCGCGCCAUGGCGUGGUGCGGCGAGACGGACGACUACUCCUCCGCGAGCGACGACGAGGACGACGACGGCGAGGGAGCAGCGGCGUGCUCGCUCGAGGACGAGAUGACACGCGGGUAUAUCCUGCCGCCGCGCGUGCCCGCCGGCGCCGAUGACUCGGUCGAGGUGCCGGCCGUGGACGACCAGGCGGGCUGGGUGGAGUUUGUCAACGACGUGCUUAUGAGCGGGCUGCCGGCGGACAUCAGUGGCGAGGCGGCGUUGCAGGCUGAGGCGUGGCAGUCGUACCAGGAUGCGGAGCUUGAGUCUGAGUGGGAUUGGGAGGCGUGGCUACAACAGCACCAGAGAGAAGAAGGCGAUGAGACGAGUGAGGACGAAGAGACUCCAUGA